UUGUUAUAGGAGGAGAAAACUGAAGAAGAAAGAGGAGACUAAGAAAAGCGAGGAUAUGCUACUAUUUGAUACAAGUAUGACCAUGAGGACUGGUGCUAAUGAACUCUGUGAUGGAGACAGUACUGGAAAAGGUAAGAGUAAGGAUCUUUGGUUGCCAUUGUUCAGCUUUGCAAGUGUAUCCGCUGCUACGAAUAACUUUUCCCCAGAAAAUAAGCUAGGAGAAGGUGGCUUUGGACCUGUCUACAAGGGAAAACUACUUAAUGGACAGGAAGUUGCUGUGAAAAGGCUUUCAAGGUAUUCAGGGCAAGGACUAGAAGAGUUGAAAAAUGAGACCUUGCUUAUAGCCAAGCUCCAACACAGGAACCUUGUUAGAGUCUUGGGUUGCUGUAUGGAGGAAGGAGAAAACAUUUUAAUCUAUGAAUACAUGCCUAACAAAAGCUUGGAUUCAUUCCUUUUCGAUCCAAGAAAAAAGGGUGUAUUAGAUUGGACAAUAAGGGUUAGGAUUAUAGACGGGAUAGCUCAAGGACUCUUGUAUCUUCAUCAAUAUUCCAGGCUUCGAAUUAUUCAUAGAGAUUUGAAGACUAGUAAUAUACUUUUAGAUAAUGACAUGAACCCCAAAAUAUCUGACUUUGGCUUGGCAAGAAUGUUUGCUGGUGAUGAGAUACAAGCAAAUACUCAACGGGUUGUUGGAACAUUUGGUUAUAUGCCCCCUGAGUAUGCACUACAAGGCCUCUUCUCCAUAAAAUCUGAUGUGUAUAGCUUUGGAGUAUUGCUUUUGGAGAUAGUAAGCAGCAAGAAGAAUACAGGCUUCUACCACAGUGGCUCUCAUAAUCUUCUUGGAUAUGCGUGGAAACUAUGGAGAGAUGACAAGGCUUUGGAUCUGAUGGAUCCUGUACUGGAAAACAAAGCAUCAUAUCCAAGUCUUCUGAGAUACAUUAAUGUUGCACUUCUGUGUGUGCAAGAGAAAGCAGCCGAUAGACCAACCAUGUCAGAAGUAGUCUCAAUGCUUACCAAUGAGCUUCUUGUUUUACCUUCUCCCAAGCAGCCAGCUUUUUUUCAUGUGGGAAUUUCUCAAAAUUUAAUCCAAGCUUGUUCAAUGAAUGACAUAACAAUCACAGAAAUGGAAGCUCGAUAG
Molecule: messenger RNA, 1135 nt
Organism: Pistacia vera
Lineage: Eukaryota; Viridiplantae; Streptophyta; Magnoliopsida; Sapindales; Anacardiaceae
Product: G-type lectin S-receptor-like serine/threonine-protein kinase At1g67520
Exons: 6
Coding region: 56-1135 (359 amino acids)
Biological process (GO): protein phosphorylation
Molecular function (GO): protein kinase activity; ATP binding
Source: RefSeq, a predicted model, not a curated record